Molecule: messenger RNA, 2082 nt
Organism: Puccinia triticina
Lineage: Eukaryota; Fungi; Basidiomycota; Pucciniomycetes; Pucciniales; Pucciniaceae
Exons: 6
Coding region: 1-2082 (693 amino acids)
Source: RefSeq, a predicted model, not a curated record
AUGGUCUGUUCUGGAUCUUCUGAGUCUGGUGGUCUGAGAGCCGCUUUGUUUGAGCUGAUGUGGUGGGAGGACAGUGAGGACAUCGGCAAGCUCGCGGUGGCCCAGCCCGCGCACCCCGUCGCCCGCAAUGGCCGGCCCCGCCUGCCCAUGCCAGGCAGGAGUGCCGGCGCAGAAGAAGCCAAUCCGACCCAGGCACUCCCGAUCUGGCGAAGCCAUCCCCCCCACCCCCGCGCGCUUCCGGUGCGUGUUCCUUUCCGAGCUGCACCCUCCCCUGCUGCCCCAGCGACUAUAAGCAUGCCCAAGGAGAGAACCCUCGUUCUAGCCCGCUCCCACUCCCUCACCUCGCGGCUCAAGCCCACCCCGAGCACCCCAAAGAUGGCCGCAGGCCGACUCGGGCCCAAAAACAAGGCCGAGCCCAACGAAAACAGGCCGCCCGCCCGCAGCACCCCCGGCUCGCCCUCCUCCUCCUCCGGCCACAACUCGGCCAUCACCGUCGCCGAGAGGCGCCAGACCAAGGUCUCCAAGUACCUCGUCAGCGAAGACUUCAAGUCCGACUUCGCCACCAAGCUCAACCGCCUCCGCCAGCGCGAGAAGAACUUGGACUCCCCCCCCGGAGCGCUCGCCAAACCGGCGCCCGCGGACCACAUCCACGAAGACGACGAGAGUCAAGCCAGCGUCCCAACCCCUGAUGACACGACCACCACCGUCUGCACUGCCGAGGACAUCGCCAACCCCGCCGGCAGCCCUGCCCUGAUACCCCAGACCACCUCGCCAGGUCGAUACCGGACACGUGCCGAGGAGGCCCCCAUCCAGGAGGAUGCCGACGAGGCGGGCUCCUCGGCCUCGAACGAGAAGGAGCAGUCCUCCUCGCGCCGGCCGUCGUGCCCGCCAGGCGACGAGGACCCGGAGGAGCAGAGCGCGCGCUACGAGGUGAUCGGCAAGCUGGCCGACCAGCUGGCCGAGCAGAUCGAGGAGAACGACGCCCUGCUCUACGAGCUCGGCGUCGUCCGCUCCAACAACGCCCGGCUCCAGGCCGUCGCCGCUGACAGGGAGGACGAGGUCGCCUGUCUCGGCCAGCGCAACCGCCAGCUCGAACUCGUCGUCUCUCAGCUCAACGCUUCCUCCCUCGACCAAGAACACUCUAACCUCGUCCAUGCCCUCCUCUCUCAGCUCGCUCAGAUCCGCGACCAUCUAUCCCUGCCACUCACCCAGGGGCCCUCGAAACGCCUGUCUCCAGGCAACCCCGAAACCCAGUCGGCCAUUCAAACACGAGGUAUGAGACGCUACAGCUGGUCUGGAGCCCGGGCGAAAUGUCUCUCAGCCGAGACAACCGCGCAAGAUCCCCGAGACCGAUCCGGGCCCAUGGUCUCUUCGCACGCCCAGUCUGGCCCCGAUCCCGGCGGGGAAUGGGCGGGCUUUGUGGACGAGAAUGACCGCGAGUCGAUGAAGGCGCACAUCCAGUGGCUGCAAGCCGAGCUGGCCGCCAGUCGGGCGGCCCGGCAGGCGACCGCGGCGGCGCUAGACGCGCUGAUCGAGGCGGCGCCUGCAGCCCACACGCCGCGUGCGGGCGCAGAGCCGAAGGUGCAGGGCCUGGGGCUUCCGCUGCUUGCGCUGGCGAGCUUCGGGUUCGGCGGGUGGGGCCGGAAGCCGGAGUCGCCCUCGAAGCCGCUGCCGGACGACGAGCCGGGGAUCCCUGCGGGUGCGCCGGCCGAGCAGCCGGACAAGGACCUGACGUACCCGUUCAAGCGCUUCGGCCUCCGCGCCUUCUUCCACAACAGCCCGCUCUCCCGCCCCGACGCCGUCCUCGCCCCCGCCCCCGCUGGUCCCACUGACCCCGCCCGAAGGCUGCCCAGCCGCUCGUCCACCGUCGCCGUCAUGUCCUCCGCCCACCCGCCCGACGCCCUCCCGGCCUACGACGGCCCUCUUCUCGCCCCCGUGGCUCCCGCAAAUAUCUCCCCCCCGGCCCGCCCCGGCCCGCGUCUCCUGCCCUCCGCACCAGCCGCCGUCGAUAAACCGUUCGUAGGCCCCCUCGUCCACGACCGCUCGGCCGGCCCACACAACCCGAACGCCAUCCUCAUCUGA